This is a messenger RNA of Oryza sativa Japonica Group (Japanese rice), 2477 nucleotides long. Its product is annotated as long chain acyl-CoA synthetase 4. Gene Ontology annotation, cellular component: endoplasmic reticulum; membrane. Gene Ontology annotation, molecular function: long-chain fatty acid-CoA ligase activity. Lineage: Eukaryota; Viridiplantae; Streptophyta; Magnoliopsida; Poales; Poaceae. The record is from RefSeq and is a predicted model, not a curated record. Gene Ontology annotation, biological process: fatty acid metabolic process.
CCGCUUCUCCCCGCCUCUUACAUCACAGUCCACGGGAAUAGUCCAAACCGCCUCCAUCCACGGCAGACGCGACGCGACCCGAACACGAGAGAGGAGGGAAGCAAGCAAAGCAAAGCGAAGCAGCGAGAGGGAGAAGCAUACGAAGAAGAAGAAGAAGAGGAAGAGGAGGGCAUGGAGAUGCAGCACGUGGUGGAGGUCGAGCAGGGCCGCGCGGCCGCCGACGGCCGGCCCUCCGUGGGCCCCGCCUACCGGAGCGCCUUCGCCCGCGGCGGCUUCCCGCCGCCCGUCGCCGGCCUGGACUGCUGCUACGACAUCUUCCGAAUGGCCGUGGAGAAGUUCCCAGACAACAGAAUGCUUGGUCACCGUGAGAUUGUUGACGGGAAGGCUGGUGCAUACGUUUGGAAGACAUACAAGGAGGUGUUUGACCUUUCGACUAAGAUUGGUAACUCUAUUAGGAGCCGUGGACUUGCAAAGGGAAGCCGUUGUGGUAUCUAUGGUGCUAAUUGUCCUGAAUGGAUUAUCACGAUGGAGGCCUGCAAUGCUCAUGGAAUCUACUGCGUUCCAUUAUAUGACACUCUUGGAGCUGGUGCUGUAGAGUUUAUUUUGUGCCAUGCAGAAGUUGAGAUUGCUUUCACAGAGGAGAAAAAAAUUGAGCAGAUCUUCAAGACUUUCCCCAAGUCAGCUGAAUUCUUGAAAACAAUCGUUAGUUUUGGGAAGGUAACUCAGGAACAAAAGGAAAAUGCCUCCAAAUAUGGGCUGGAGAUCUAUUCAUGGGAUGAAUUUCUUUCUUUGGCAGACCAAGAAUUCGAUCUUCCAGUGAAAGCAAAGACUGACAUAUGUACUAUAAUGUAUACCAGUGGAACUACUGGUGACCCCAAAGGUGUACUGAUCUCCAAUGCAAGCAUUAUUUGCCUAGUCGCAGGUGUAGAUCGGCUGCUUAACUGUGUAAAUGAGCAGGUAAGAUAUGCCAGCAGCCCUUUCAUUAUGCAUCCAUAUAUAAUCACUGAUCAAUCUUUAAUUGCUUUAACUAUGCGGGAAUCUCAGCUGGAGCAAACCGAUGUUUACAUGUCUUAUCUUCCACUUGCUCAUAUCUUUGAUCGUGUUGUGGAAGAGCUAUUUAUGUUCCAUGGUGCUUCCAUUGGAUUUUGGCGUGGGGAUGUUAAGCUGCUUGUUGAAGAUAUUGGGACACUGAAACCAACUAUCUUGUGUGCUGUUCCACGUGUGCUUGACCGGAUAUUUUCUGGACUCCAAGCUAAAAUUGCAUCUGGGGGUUUCAUAAAGAGUACAUUGUUCAAUCUUGCUUACAAAUUCAAGCAAUUUAGAAUGAUGAAAGGAGCUAAGCACAAUGAAGCUGCCGCAAUAUGUGACAAAGUAGUUUUCAGUAAGGUGAAAGAAGGUCUUGGGGGAAAUGUUCGUGUUAUUUUGUCCGGAGCUGCUCCACUUGCUACUCAUGUUGAAGAAUACCUGAGAGUGGUGACUUGUGCACAUGUCUUACAAGGAUAUGGUCUCACGGAGACUUGUGCUGGAUCUUUCGUCUCCCUACCAAAUCAGAUGUGCAUGAUAGGGACUGUUGGUCCUCCAGUGCCAAAUAUUGAUGUCUGCCUGGAAUCAGUGCCUGAAAUGAAUUAUGAUGCACUUGCAACUAGACCGCGUGGCGAAAUCUGCAUCAGGGGAGAAACAGUAUUCUCAGGAUACUACAAGCGUGAAGACCUUACAAAGGAUGUUUUGAUUGAUGGAUGGUUCCAUACUGGAGACAUUGGUGAGUGGCAACCUGAUGGAAGUAUGAAAAUCAUAGAUCGCAAAAAGAAUAUCUUCAAGCUUUCACAAGGAGAAUAUGUAGCAGUAGAAAAUUUGGAGAACAUUUAUGGUCUUGUUUCUGCUAUAGAUUCGAUAUGGGUAUAUGGGAAUAGCUUUGAGUCAUUCCUUGUUGCUGUGGUCAAUCCAAACAAGGAAGCAUUGGAGAGCUGGGCUGCAGCAAAUGGAAUCAGUGGUGAUUUGGAGGCAUUGUGUGAGAACCCCAAAGCAAAAGAAUACAUUUUGGGAGAACUGUCAAAAGUAGGAAAAGAGAAGAAGCUCAAAGGUUUUGAAUUCAUAAAGGCUGUACAUCUUGAACCAGUGCCAUUUGACAUGGACCGUGAUUUGAUUACUCCAACAUAUAAAAAGAAGCGCCCUCAAUUGCUCAAGUACUACCAGGGAACAAUUGACAACAUGUACAGAAGUGCCAAAUGAGCUCGCCAUGCCGUCUAGAACAUCCAAGAUCAAAGGAGCUGACAGAAGCACCAAUCUCAUGCUGUUUGUAUGUUCAUAGUAGGGACGGAAAAAUGUUGUAAUAUCUCUUUUGGAAACGUCUUGACAUAUAUGAUUUAUUCGUAGAAACGGGGUAUGCACCUGUACGAAGAAUCGCAAGCACCGUUUCUGUAUUGCCUGACCCCUGAAAUUGCCAAAUUUAAAAUCGAAAAUUAGCGGCAAUCGUUGCA